This is a messenger RNA of Gamsiella multidivaricata, 888 nucleotides long. RefSeq lists its product as uncharacterized. NCBI's taxonomy places the organism in Eukaryota, Fungi, Mortierellomycota, Mortierellomycetes, Mortierellales, Mortierellaceae. The transcript is spliced from 7 exons. Gene Ontology annotation, cellular component: Set1C/COMPASS complex. Gene Ontology annotation, molecular function: histone binding. The coding region runs from base 1 to 888 and encodes 295 amino acids. The record is from RefSeq and is a predicted model, not a curated record.
AUGGGUCACCGAAAGGCAGUUUCCAGCGUCAAGUUUUCUCCAGACGGAAAAUGGCUGGCCAGCUCAUCUUCGGACAAGACGAUCAAAAUCUGGAGUGUCUUUGAUGGAAAGCACGAACGUACAAUGGAGGGACACUCGCAGGGACUUUCAGAUGUUGCUUGGGCUUCGGACUCGCUUUCGCUCUGCUCUGCAUCCGACGAUAGAACAGUUCGCAUCUGGGACCUUGGAACAGGCGAGACCACCAAGAUCCUACGAGGACAUACACACUAUGUCUUCUGCGUCAAUUAUAGCCCGCAGUCGGAUUUGAUUGUGUCAGGAUCGUUCGACGAGACCGUUAGGAUCUGGGAUGCCAGGAAAGGAAAAUGCAUCAGGACACUGCCCGCACAUGCAGACCCUGUCAAUGCGGUUCACUUCAACAGAGAUGGCAGCACUAUUGUUUCUGGCAGCCACGAUGGUAUUGUACGUAUCUGGGAUACAGCAACGGGACAAUGCCUCAAGACAUUGGUUGAUGACAAUAACCCACCGGUAUCGUUUGUCAAGUUCUCGCCAAACGGCAAGUUCAUCCUUGCCUCCACGCUGGAUGGGACGAUACGCCUCUGGAACUACCACACAGGAAAGUGUCUGAAAGCAUACACGGGACAUAAGAAUGACUCUUACUGUGUCUUUAGCAGCUUCUCCGUGACGGGCGGCAAGUGGAUUGUAAGCGGUAGCGAAGACAAUUGUAUAUAUAUCUGGAAUCUCCAAACCCGAGAAGUCGUUCAGAAACUGGAAGGGCAUAGUGAUGUCGUACUGUGUGUGGCCUGUCAUCCCACGCAAAAUAUAAUCGCCUCAGGGGCCAUUGACAACGACAAGACGAUCAAGAUAUGGGUGGACACUUCGAGUGUAUGA